CCUAUUGUUAAUUCACACAUCAUAUCUGUUUAUUAGGCUAUUGGACAGCGCGAUGAAGAAGAAAUAGGAAUUCGGUUCAAAUAUUGUUUAUUCCAAAUCGGAGUUAUGCUGCCAUUUCAUUUGUAGGCUUCCCCAUCGAAUAAAGGGUGUAGGUUUAGUAUAGCCUUCAACCCCUUAAUACUGUAUUGUCACAAAGCCGUCCGUUCCAGCCAGUGAUUAGCAGAAUGACUGAUCCAAGCAGCAACACGGACUUUAUGGCUGGCUACUCCGGUAUCACCAGACCAAAUGUAGCUGGCAGUGGGUUACCUCAUCGGACGGUGCUGAACUCCCCGCCUCCUCCAGGCAGACUGACGUCUCUGCGGUCCCGAGACCUGACUCUGGGCGGGUUCAAAAAGAAAACCUUCGUACCCAAUGUCCAUUCUCUGAGGAAGAGUAAAGAUGAGUUAAAGGAAGAGGCCCAUGUUGCACCAAAGAAGGAGAGAAGAGUGAGGGAGGAGAGGCACAGGGAGAGAAGAGAGCGCCCCCCUCAGAUCAUUCAGUCCCACUCCAUCUUUGAACAGGGUCCUGCAGACACAGUAAAGAAACCAGGGGGGUGGAGAGGGACCGACCUUACAGACAGCAGAUCCUCUCCUGUAGCUAAGUGUUUUAAGAAGGAGAGACGUGCCUCAGAAGAAAACGAUAAUGAUAUGUUACACAAGCUUCAACGGGAUGAUUUUUUGGAUGAUCCUGGUUUGAAAAAUGAUGCCAAGAACAAGCCAAUUCAACUGCCACUGUAUCAAUCUAGCAACUUCCUGAUAACAGAGGCAACAACUCCAUCAUUUAGAGCCCCUGCUACUACUAACCCAAACAGGGUUGGAGCAGGACAUCAGUACGGACCAGGCCAGAUCCCUCAGUAUAGACCAGGCCAGGGGGUCCUGAGCCCUGACCAGCCCUCUGUAGCAGAGCUCUUCCACCAGCUGAUGGUUUCAGAGACAGAAGAAUUGCUUUUCAUCCAGCUACCUGAUACUAUCCCUGGCCAGCCAACCACAGCCUCCAUCCCAAGCCAGCCAAUCACAGCCCCAGAAAGAAAUUGUAAAAAAGACUCCAAGUCCGACGGCAAGCGCACCUCUCACAUUAAAGCACCAGAUGCUGCUGGUAAAGACGUUCCUGUCCUGUCAGAGUUCACAGAGGGGUUUCUGGGUAAACUACAGAUCAGGAAGUCUGGCAAGGUGCAGCUGGUGCUGGGAGACGUCACUAUGGACGUCUCAGAGGGAGCUGCCUUCUCUUUCCUACAGCAACUGGUGUCUGUGCGUCUGUCUGAGGGCCUGACUGGAGACAUGAGUAUCCUGGGGAACGUCAAGCACAAGCUGGUCUGCUCUCCAGACUUCCAGGCUCUGCUACAGGAGCCAUCACCUGACCACUCAGCACAUCUCUAACUUAUAUUCAGUACACCUUUUUCAGCAUUAACUGUGUAGACAUUGUACAGUUUUAUUACACGAUGUGAGGAUUAACUGUGUAGAUAUUGUACAUAGUUUACUUUCAUCAUACAGCGUUUAUGUACCUUGUCGAUUUCCUCCCAAUUUGUUUUCACUGUAUAAACAUUGUGUAUAAUAUGAAGUCUUUUUUUUAUGUACGUAAAUGUUUAUUUAAUAAAAAUUAGAUACAAAA
Oncorhynchus mykiss (rainbow trout) is the source of this 1647-nucleotide messenger RNA. Lineage: Eukaryota; Metazoa; Chordata; Actinopteri; Salmoniformes; Salmonidae. The record is from RefSeq and is a predicted model, not a curated record.